Messenger RNA from Vollenhovia emeryi, 792 nucleotides. RefSeq names its product 60S ribosomal protein L28 (gene RpL28). The transcript is spliced from 4 exons. Bases 253 to 753 code for a protein of 166 amino acids. The record is from RefSeq and is a predicted model, not a curated record. Lineage: Eukaryota; Metazoa; Arthropoda; Insecta; Hymenoptera; Formicidae. Gene Ontology annotation, biological process: translation. Gene Ontology annotation, molecular function: structural constituent of ribosome. Gene Ontology annotation, cellular component: cytosolic large ribosomal subunit; ribosome.
UCAAGCCUCAAUUUGCACAUUUACCGCCUGUUUCUUCAGGGCUGCGUUUCGAUAUUCUCUAUCACUACUGAAAUUUUAUAGUUUACGUCGCGCACACUAUACAUUUCUAGCGACGGCAGCAAAACCCGAACGUAUCCUGUACAAUUUUAGGCAAAUCGAAGUACGAGAAGCGCGUUUUAAAAUUCGCGGCAAGUAUUUAUUUCCGCCAUUGCGGUAACGUGAUCAAAUAAAAGUGUUGCGUCCCUUCUACGUAUGAUAUAUCCAUUGGUAACGUUUCCCCGCCAUCUUGAAAAGUUCUUUCCUGCCGCAUCUUCCCGCUGGGGCACGUGGUCCAAGAUGUCGUCGCACUUGAACUGGAUGAUAAUCCGCAACAACAAUGCCUUCCUUCUUAAGAAGCGCAACAUCAACAAGCCGUUUUCUACGGAAGCGAACAACUUGACGAACCAGAGCAGUUAUCGCUACUCCGGUUUGGUUCACCGCAAGAGCGUGGGCAUCGUCGAUACCCCCGACAAGAAGGGGUUCACGGUUGUCUACAAGAAGGCCAAAGCGAUCAACAAGCCGGCCAAGGCUAAUGUGAAGAGCACGAUGAAGGCGGGAGCCCGUCGUUCUCUCCACAAGUUGAAGACGCUGCUUAGAAAAAACAAGUACCGUGUGGAUCUUACCAAGGCUGCACUACGACGAGCCAGUGCUGUGCUGAGGUCCCAGAAGCCUCUUCCUACUAAGAAGACACGAACCACUAAAAAGGCCGAUUAAUUUGUAUACUUCAUUAAAUAUAUGUUGUAAAUUAAAAUA